Molecule: messenger RNA, 5475 nt
Organism: Bacillus rossius redtenbacheri
Lineage: Eukaryota; Metazoa; Arthropoda; Insecta; Phasmatodea; Bacillidae
Gene: MED14
Product: mediator of RNA polymerase II transcription subunit 14
Exons: 27
Coding region: 479-5134 (1551 amino acids)
Biological process (GO): regulation of transcription by RNA polymerase II
Cellular component (GO): mediator complex; core mediator complex
Molecular function (GO): transcription coregulator activity
Source: RefSeq, a predicted model, not a curated record
ACUAUACCAGAACUUGUUUAGAAACCAAAAUUUAGUUUGGCUGUGAUACAAAGUGAUUGACAAAAUAUUUAUAAUAGCCCUCAAUUCACAUCAACGAAAGUACUUAGUUUGUGAAUAUGAGUAAACAUUUUUCUUUUAUCGUAUUUGAUUGAAGAUAACUUAGUAAUAAAGGACUUCCGCUUAGAGCGCUAAACGCCAGUCGUAAAGAACCUAAGUGUAUUGUCUUUAAAUAUCUGAGAAUUUUAAUGUGUGGGAUUGUAAUGUUUUGACUUUUUGAGUUACUCAAAGUUACCAUAGGAAUGUAUUUUAGUAUCUAAAGUUAUUCUAUUCAGUUAUUUACAGUGUUGUGAUGUUAAAAUGCAGAAUUAGGGUGAUUUACUAUGAAGGAGAAGUAUGUGAGGCAAUUAUUGUGUGAAUAACCUGUUAGAGGUGUAGUUGAUUCGUGAUUUUGAGUAGUGUUUGUUGGACAAGUAAUACCAUGGCACCUAUACCACUCGAGGGUAAUCAGACACCAUUAGCGAAUAGUGUUCCACAGGAAGGGAACCGAGGAGGUUCUAUAUCUCUUGCAAUGCUAAUAGACUUCAUAAUCCAACGAACAUACCAUGAGCUGACAGUUCUAGCUGAUUUGCUUCCACGUAAAACAGACAUGGAACGUAAGAUAGAAAUUUACAACUAUGCUGCUAGAACUCGCCAGUUGUUUGUGAGACUUCUGGCACUUGUAAAAUGGGCCAACAGUGCAUCAAAAGUUGACAAAUCAGCUCACAUCAUGGCCUUCCUCGACAAGCAGUCCCUGCUGUUUGUCGACACCGCGGACAUGUUGGCGCGCAUGGCCCGGGAAACACUCGUCCACGCCAGGCUGCCGAACUUCCACAUCCCGGCGGCAGUGGAAGUCCUGACGACCGGGACGUACUCGCGCCUGCCGGCUUGCAUCCGGGAGCGCAUAGUGCCUCCAGAUCCAAUUACACCAAGCGAGCGGAGAUCCACGCUGCUUCGCCUCAACCAAGUAAUUCAGCAUCGUUUGGUGACAGGAAACCUCUUACCUCAGAUGAGGAAUCUUAAGAUCGAAGCCGGCCGUGUGACGUUCACUGUGCAGCAUGAGUUUGAAGUGUCGUUGACGGUGAUGGGCGACGGCCCCAACAUCCCGUGGCGACUUCUGGACAUAGACAUUCUCGUGCAGGACAAGGAGACUGGAGACGGCAAGGCCCUAGUGCACAGCCUGCAGGUGCAGUACAUCCACCAGGUGGUCCAGUCCAGGCUGGUGGACAAUCCCAACCCUCUGGCCGAGGUCUACAACUGCCUCCACUACUUCUGCCAGAGCCUGCAGCUCGAGGUCUUGUACUCGCAAACACUGCGGCUGUGCAGAGACAGGCUUGAUGAUCACAUACAUGUGGACGAGUACACUCCCGGGAAAUGCCUGUCAAUAUCCUACUGGAGGGAAUUGACGUCCAAGGAUCCGCGGUCAGAACUAGGAUACCGCCUUGCUGUUCAAGUGGACCAGAACGACCCGGCGAAACCACUCACAAUUGUUCAUGUUCCUUCUUUGGGGAGCAAGGAGAGCGAGAUUGCGGAUCGAGCCAUCAGGUCAGAGCUGCUCUCCAUGGAACGACUUCUCGUGCACACGAUCUACGUGCGCACCCGCAGUCGCCUGUCGGAGCUCAAGCAGGAGUUGCAGAGCAUGCUGAAGGACGUGGAGUGCAGCCUGCAGGGCUCGCCGGCGAUCCUGUCGGCGCCCGUGCUGCAGCCGUGCCUGCGGGCGGAGCAGCUGCUGGUGACGGUGGACACCCACGCGGGGGUGUUCCAGUGCCACGUGCCCCAGUACGAGGCCCCGCUGGCGCCGGAGCUGCAGGCCGCCCUCAACGGCGACCACUCCCGCCUGCCCGUGCUGGUGUCCGAGCUCCGGUACUGGAUAACCCAGCGCAGAUGCGAGAAGACGCUGCAGCACCUCCCAGCGACGCCCCACGAGAGACUCCCUCUCCUGCACCACCCGGACCACCCCAUGUCCAAGAUCGGCCGCCACCGCAUGUGUGUCCGCCUGCAUCGCCACCCCAACGUCAUACUGAUUGUUGAAUUCAAGGAGAAAGAGAGCACACCUUGUGAGAUAGAGUGUGCAUUUUACUUGGCAGUCGUGAAGCACUCGUCAAUUGAAGACAACCCUCAUGACGACACAAUUGAAACAGAGAUACCCAAGAUGUAUCUGAAGGUCCUCACGCUCAUUGAAUUUGAUUCUUUUGUCAUCACCCAUGGGCCCUUCACGAGUGUAGAUGCUUGUGUGUGUCCAGAGCAAAACGACAAGCCGGCCCCGGUGAAGCGCAAGAACAGCGGCAAGCAAGAGCCGGCCGGGCGCCGCAGCAAGCACCCGGCCUACUUCAUACCGGAGCUGGCCCACGUGGUGGCCAUGUGUGACGAGAGGCUGCCGUUCGUGGUUCUGGCUCAGGAGCUGAACCGACGGGAGAUCGCCCACCAGGGCCUGCAGGUGGAGGCCAACGCCACCUCGCUGAUGCUGCGGCUGGUGGAGAUGCCCCCGCCGCCCGGCAGCAAAGGCCUCCCGCGACGCCCCUGCUGGCAGCGCCUGCUGAAGCGCCUGCUCUCCGUCACCGUCAGGGUGCACGGCAAGGCCGCCAAGGAGUGGAUGGCCGAGUUCGUGUUCUACGGCAGCCCGCUGGCCAGCGCGCACCCCAAGGAACAAGGCCUCCGGCGACCUGUUUACUUCCAGUACGAUAUGGAAACUGCAGAUGGAGUGUCAAAAACGGUUGAUGCAUUGCUGAGCGACUGGGCCCAAAUAGUCCACUUGUACAUGGUGGUGGAAGACCUUUCUGAGUACUUGAGGCUUGACACGAGCAACCUCGCGAACAUUGUGACGGUCAGGUCGUACAGCUACAGCCGCCUGGUGCUGGGCUACGGGCCCGAGCGGGCGGCCACCGUCACCGUGCACUGGAGCAGCGGCGACAAGGCCUUCAAGCUGGUGUUCGGUGCAGUUGGUAACUGCAUCAAUGCGCACAUGCUGAUGCGAGAGCAGCUGGAGGCCCACUUGAACCGGUACCGGGAUCUGGGCCAGAUAGUGUCCCUGCUACACGAGACGUACGAGCCCAUGUUGUCUAUAAGCAAGCUGCCUGCCAUUCCACAGCUCGGAGUUCACAAUCUUCGGCCGCAGGUUCCGGUGCAGGCGUUCACAGUGAUGCCGCAGUGCCCCACGCUGCUGCGGCUGGCCUACCAGGGCAUGUACUGCCUGGAGCUGAGGCUGAGGGGCGGCGGGCUGGUCACCCUCCGCGACGGAGCCUACAGCCGCUUCGACCGCAGCAACGUCGUCGACGAGUUCACGCCCACCCAGGGGCUCAAGGCUUUCCUGUCGAAGUACGUGGACGAGAACGCAGUGUUCCGACGUCGAUCUCAGUCUGAGGACGACAACCCACCCUCGCCUGUCAUGAUGGACGCAGACGGGAGCAGCUCCAUGUCCUUCCUGGGGUCCCACCGGCCGGGCCCCCAGUCGCCGGCCCAGCAGCGCGAGGGAGGGCUCCGGUUCCAGACGCCGUUGACGCCGCCCCUGGGCAGCAACCCCCACACCCCGGCCAGUCCCCACCCGGCCAUCGCACAGACCAGCCAGCAGCACCAAAGCUUCGGCUCGAGCCCGCUGACGUCGUCGUUCAACCUGGCCUCCCCGCCGUCGCUGCCGCCCAACAUCAACCCCUCCCCCUCCAUGCUGCCGCACCCCUCCCCCAGCAGCCUGCUGGCCAACUCCCCUUCCAACCCCCUGCAGCACGUGGCCAGCCCCGCGGGGCUCAUGCCGACGUCCUCGCCUGGCCCCGCCAUACAGGUGGGCCACUCGCCGGCUGGCGCCAUCAUGUCCUCUUCCGUUCACAUGGACGGCAGCCCAUUCCCGUCAUCGCAGAGCAUGACGUCUCCUGCCGCGUCCAAUUGGCCGGGCUCCCCCAACAUGCCGCGGCCGUCGCCGGCGCGGCCGGGCCAGUCCCCGGGAGGCACGGGCCACCCCUCCAUGCACAGCCCUCAGACUGACCUGCGCACCGGCAUGAGCCACUUGUCUCGCGUGCUGCCCCAGCGCUCGUGGGCCGGCGCCGUGCCGACCCUGCUCACGCACGAGGCCCUCGACCUGCUCUGCUCCCCCUCCCCCCACCCUCAGGGCCUUCCCGGUCCCGAGCUGUCCCCCCUCGAGCGGUUCCUGGGCUGCGUGUACAUGCGCCGGCAGCUGCAACGCCACAUACAGUCCGAGGAGAGCCAGAUGGGCAUCCCCAACACGGAGCCCGGGGUGGUGCACUUCAAGGGCGAGAGCCUGCAGUGCCGUGUGGGGUUGAACCCCCAGCACCUCCAGUCCCUGCACAUCAAGGUCACGCCGCUGCCCGACUCCAAGUGCGAGUGGACUCCCGAGGAGAUGCAGGUAAUUGAGAAAUUCUUCGAUACUCGAGCUGCAGCACCUCCGUACAAACCCAUCAACUUGUCGAGCUUCUGCAGGAUGUUGAACGUUCAAGCAAACGUGCUGAAGGACUUCGUUCAGAUCAUGAAGCUGGAGCUGAUGCCUGCCCUGGUGCAACAGCAGCAGUUGAAGUGGGCGGUGCAGUGGUGCCUGAGAAUUCCGCCCUCCGCAACGCCCAUCGCUCCAGUGGGCCACGCAGCUGUCCUCAUAUGUCGCAACAAGAUCCUUUUCUUUCUGCAGAUAACCCGCGUGGGCCUGCAGUACCCGCCCAGCAUGGACCCCCCGUCGCUGGUGCUCCCUCUGGUGUACGACAUGAGCACCAACCUGACCCAGCUGGCGGAGAAGCGCGACCCGCAGCCGUCGGCGACGACGGCCGCGAGCGUGCAGCUCAAGCGCUUCGCAGAGGUGGGCGCCAGCCACCUGGAGUGCUCGCUGUUCCCGGCUGUGCGCGACCUGCUCGCCAACCUCACGCUCCCGUCCGAACCGCCGUCGCAGAUGGUGCAGUCUCCCGCCCCACAGGCCAUGCAGCCCUCGCCGGCCAUGCAGAUGCACUCCCCCAUGCAGCCGGGCGGGGUGUGUCUCCCGCAGGGGCAGCCGGGCGGGGUGGGGCCGCCCCAGCAGCCCGGGGGCCCGCCCCAGGCCCAGUACUCCCACCUGGCCAUGGGGCAGCACCCUCUGAUGGGCCCGGGACGCGUUGACAACAUGUGACACUACCCUUAGAGGGGCACCGGCAGGCAGGGCGCCAGUGACCAGAACAACCAUACUACUGAACAUUGUGAGGCAGUAGACAUUUCAUUUGUCAUAUUUCUGGCUCUGCAAACCAAACCUGAGAUCACAGACAGUGAACUAAGGAAUGUAAAUAAAUGUCAAGUGAAUGCAAGUUUUUUUUUUUAUACUAUCCAUAUCAAGUAUACAGAUAGCAAAUAUCGUGAGUUUCUCAUGAUGUAAGAUUUAAAGAAGUAUGUAAAUUUUUGUAUGAAUAUAAAUUUAAGUUAUGUGUGUAUUAGGAAAAAUAUGCAUGUGAAUAUAUAAGAUAUUUAAUCAUGUGA